Molecule: messenger RNA, 1041 nt
Organism: Saccharomyces eubayanus
Lineage: Eukaryota; Fungi; Ascomycota; Saccharomycetes; Saccharomycetales; Saccharomycetaceae
Gene: STE50
Product: Ste50p
Exons: 1
Coding region: 1-1041 (346 amino acids)
Biological process (GO): signal transduction
Source: RefSeq, a predicted model, not a curated record
AUGGAGGACGAGAAACAGACCAUGAGGGAGGGCUCGAACGAUGUCUCGCCCGGCCUGGACGUCAACGAUACGAUACUAAUGAAUAACGAAGAUUAUUCGCAAUGGUCGGUCGAUGAUGUGGUUACUUGGUGUAUUUCCACACUGGAGGUGGAAGAAACAGAUCCGUUAUGUCAGAAAUUACGGGACAACGACAUCGUGGGUGAUCUUUUGCCGGAAUUGUCCUUGCAGGAUUGUCAAGAGUUAUGUGAAGAUGAUUUGAAUAAAGCUAUAAAACUCAAAAUAUUGAUCAAUAAGCUGAGGGACGUCAAGUUGGAAUGGAAGGACGACAAGACUCAAGAAGACAUGGUGACGGUCCUGAAGCAUCUGUACACUACAACUUCUGCUAAACUACAAGAAUUCCAAUCGCAGUAUACUAGGCUGAGGAUGGAUGUCUUGGAGGUAAUGAAGACCAGUUCGAACUCUUCGCCCAUCAAUACGCACGGAGCCUUGACUGCGGCGCCUUCGUCAAGCAACACAAUUAUACCCACCCAUGACGGGGUGCCCCUACCACAAACGGAAUAUUUUGACACAGCUCACAACCGACAAUCGCCAUCAAGGAGAGAAUCACCGGUAACGGUAUUUAGACAGCCCAGUCUCUCUCAUACCAAAUCAUCAUUCAAGGAUAGCAAGAACAAACUACCGCAAAUAUCUACAAACCAAUUUCACUCUGGGGCAACCUCCACAUCAAACACACCAGGACCGUCACCUAAUGAGGCAUUAAAGCAAUUGCGUGCUUCUAAAGAGGACUCGUGUGAAAGAAUCUUGAAAAAUGCAAUGAAAAGACACAAUUUGGCUGAUCAGGAUUGGAGGCAGUAUGUCUUGGUCAUCUGCUAUGGGGAUCAAGAGAGGCUGCUGGAACUGAACGAAAAGCCUGUAAUCAUAUUCAAGAAUCUAAAGCAACAGGGUUUGCACCCAGCUAUUAUGUUAAGGAGACGAGGCGAUUUUGAAGAAGUGGCAAUGAUGAACGGGAGCGAUAACGUCACUCCUGGUGGGAGACUCUAA